Messenger RNA from Salarias fasciatus (jewelled blenny), 2361 nucleotides. RefSeq names its product protocadherin gamma-A11-like. Gene Ontology annotation, cellular component: plasma membrane. NCBI's taxonomy places the organism in Eukaryota, Metazoa, Chordata, Actinopteri, Blenniiformes, Blenniidae. Gene Ontology annotation, biological process: homophilic cell-cell adhesion. The coding region runs from base 1 to 2361 and encodes 786 amino acids. Gene Ontology annotation, molecular function: calcium ion binding. The record is from RefSeq and is a predicted model, not a curated record. The transcript is spliced from 3 exons.
AUGGCUGUUCUUUGUUGCUUGGCCGAAUAUAAAAUUCGCUCGUGGUUGUCGCUGCUUAUCUGCAUCUGCGUCGCAGGACUGACAGUCGGUCAGGUCCGCUAUUCUAUUCCCGAGGAGAUGACGACGGGCUCUGUUGUUGGGAAUAUAAUUCAAGAUCUCGGCUUGGAUAUUCAGCGACUAAAAUCGGGUCGGGCUCGGAUUUUUACUGAGGAUGGCAGUGAGUAUGUUGGUCUGAAUGCGGAUAAAGGCACAUUGGUUGUAGCUAAAAGAAUUGAUAGAGAAGAAUUGUGCAAGGAAGUAUCUCCCUGCUCUCUUCACUUCCAAAUUAUCCUUGAUAAUCCAAUGGAGCUUCACAGAAUAGAUAUUGAAAUUACAGAUAUCAAUGACAAUGCUCCGGCUUUUCCCAAGAAAGAAUACAGUUUUCAGGUUAGUGAAUCUGCCGCACCAGGGGCUCGUUAUUCGCUCGAGAGCGCAAAAGAUUCAGAUGUGGAACAAAAUACAAUUCAAACAUACAAACUCAACCCUACAGAUCAUUUCAAGCUUAAUAUCGUGUCUCGAGCUGAUGGAACCAAAUAUAUCGAAAUGGUUCUUCACACACAACUCGACAGAGAAACGCAGGAAGAACAUAAAUUAACUCUGACUGCAAUCGACGGUGGUAAUCCUCAAAAGUCAGGGUCUGUCAGAAUAAACGUGGUCGUUUUAGAUGCGAAUGACAACGCCCCAGUGUUCACCCAGUCCCUUUUUAGUGUAUCUAUACCAGAAAAUGCAGUAAAGGGCACUGUCAUUGUAAAAGUCUGCGCGACUGACAAUGACAAGGGAGCAAACGAAGAAAUCGUGUAUUCCUUCUCUCAUUACACUGACGAAGCAUCCUCCCUGUUUAAUAUUGAUCCACACAGCGGGGAUAUUACCGUAACUGGUGUUUUAGACUAUGAAAAAGCUAAACAUUAUGAAAUUGACAUCAAAGCAACAGAUAAAUGGGGCUUGGCAGACACAAGUAAGGUAUCAAUUGAGGUUGUAGAUCUGAAUGACAAUGCACCUGUCAUAAGCAUAAUUUCUUUAUCAAACCCAAUACCUGAAGAUUCUGCUUUGAAUACUGUUAUUGCAAUGCUUAACAUUAAAGACCUGGACUCGGGUAAAAACAGCCAAGUUAGAUGUUUUAUUAGCCCAGGUCUACCUUUCAAAAUGAAGUCUUCUACAACCAAUUUUUAUACUUUGGUGUCAGAUGACAUUUUAGAUAGAGAAACAGUGCCAGAAUAUAACAUAACAAUAACUGCAAUGGAUGAGGGUUCCCCACCCUAUUCCUCAAACAAGACCAUUAACUUAAAAAUUUCUGAUGUAAACGAUCAUGCCCCAGAGUUCCCACAACAUGUGUUAACAGCUUCCAUUACAGAAAAUAAUUCACCUGGUAUGUCCAUCCUCUCUGUCAAAGCCAGUGACAAAGACUAUGGAAGCAAUGCACGCAUUUCCUACUUCCUAGAGAAUAGUCAGUUAAAUGGAAUGCCAGCAUCAUCUUAUUUUUCAGUAAAUGCAGAGAGUGGAGAAAUACUUGCUGUGCGCUCCUUUGACUAUGAGCAAACAAAAGAGUUCUGUAUUCAUAUCAAAGCUCAGGAUGGAGGCUCUCCUCCACUCAGCAGCAACGUGACAGUGAAAAUCCGGAUCCAGGACCAGAACGACAACCCCCCUCAGGUCCUGUACCCAGUGCAGACUGGUGGCUCAGUGGUGGCUGAGAUGGUGCCUCGUUCAGCAGAUGUGGGCUAUCUGGUGACCAAAGUGGUGGCUGUUGAUGUGGACUCUGGACAGAAUGCCUGGCUCUCAUAUAAACUCCAGAAAGCCACAGACAGAGCGCUGUUUGAAGUGGGCUCACAGAAUGGAGAAAUCAGAACUAUCCGCCAAGUCAAUGAUAAAGAUGCAGUCAAACAAAGACUGACUGUUACAGUGGAGGACAACGGACAGCCCUCUCGUUCAGCUACAGUCAUUGUGAACGUGGCGGUGGCGGACAGCUUCCCUGAAGUGCUGUCAGAGUUCACUGACCUGAUCCACGACAAGGAGUACAAUGACAACCUGACUUUUUACUUGGUGUUGGCUCUGGCUGUAGUUUCCUUCCUGUUCAUCACAUGUGUGGUGGUGAUUAUCUCAGUGAAAAUCUACAGAUGGAAACGUGAGCGCGUUUUUUACAAAUCCAGUGCACAUCUCCCUGUUAUUCCAUAUUAUCCACCUCUUUAUGCAGAUGUAGGUGGCACUGGCACUGGCACAUUGAAGCCAGGAAGCUAUGAAGUGUACGGAACUACUGACUCCCGGAUGAGCGAUACUAAUUUCUCUGGACCUUUCACGCAAAGCACACUGAGCACUCUCAGUGAAUGA